UUUUUUUUUUUCUUUAUUGAAAUCUUUCUCUCUCUUUAUUUUUUUUGAACCCCCCCUCUCCUCAUUUUUUUCCUUUUUUUAAAAAAAAUAUAGACUUAUAGAAAUGCUCGCUUCAGUUGCAUUAAAACAGGCUGGACGUACCAAUGUUAUCGCCAAAGUGGCUUCUGUCACCCAAACUCGUUCCAUGCACGAUUUAACUUUAAGAAAGAAGACUGGUGAACCCAUGAUCAAGUACGGUAUGGGUGGUAGAUCUUCUACCAACGGUCAUAUUGCUACCGUGUUUGGUUGUACCGGUUUCUUGGGUCGUUAUGUUGUUCUCAAGCUUGCUCAACAAGGUACACAAGUUGUUAUUGCCAACCGUGACCCUGAUGAAGCCAGACAUCUUAAACUUGCUGGUGAUUUGGGUCAAGUCAUCCCCUUGGAUUUCAACUUGAAGGAUAAGGAUUCUUUAGUCGAAUGUGUUCGUCACUCUGAUAUUGUUUAUAACUUGAUUGGUCGUGAUUACGAAACCAAGAACUUUACUUUUAAUGAUGUUCAUGCAGAUGGUUCUCGUCGUUUGGCUGAAGCUUGUGCUGAAAAUGGUGUUGCCAGAUUCGUUCAAGUCUCUGCCAUGAACGCUUCUGAAGAUUCUCCUUCAGCUUUCCUCCGUUCCAAGGCCUUGGGUGAAAAGUACGUGCGUGAAAUCAUUCCUGAUGCCACCAUUGUUCGUCCCGGUACCAUGUGGGGUCACGAAGAUCGUUUCUUGAACAGAAUUGGUGACAAUGACGGAUGGCAAUAUUAUGUCAAUGAGGGACAAACCAAGAUUCGUCCUGUUUCCGCUAUUGAUGUCGCUCAAGCUCUCAACAUUAUGUUGACAGCCGAGUCCACCAUGGGUAAGACUUAUGAGCUUUAUGGACCUAAAGAAUAUCAAGUUAAGGAAAUCUUUGAUCUUGCUCGUGAGAUUUCAAUGAAGCCUCUUCCUAUUCGCGCUAUCCCUAAUACCGUUACCAAGCUUAUUGCUACUCUUAUGGAUAAGUUGCCUUAUAAUCAAAUGGUCAGUCCCGAUUUGAUCGAAAGAAUGAAAUUGGAUGAUAAGAUUACACCUGGUGCUCUUACUUUUGAAGACCUUUACAUGAAGCCAGUUGCUUUGGAAACUGUUGCUAUUCAAUUCUUGAGAAGAUUCCGUAGUAAUGCUGUCUUUGAUCUUCCUUAUGAAAAGGGAGAUGGUCAAAUCCAAAAGGGUGUUUACCAUCUUAUUGAUUAAAGAAAGAGAGAGAGAAAAAGACGUUAAAUUUUUUUUUUCACACACACACGCAAACACACACACACACACACACACAUUUUUAAUAUAUAUAUACUUUUUUUUUUUUAUUA
Mucor mucedo is the source of this 1353-nucleotide messenger RNA. RefSeq lists its product as uncharacterized. Gene Ontology annotation, cellular component: mitochondrion. The record is from RefSeq and is a predicted model, not a curated record. The coding region runs from base 104 to 1243 and encodes 379 amino acids. Gene Ontology annotation, molecular function: protein-containing complex binding. NCBI's taxonomy places the organism in Eukaryota, Fungi, Mucoromycota, Mucoromycetes, Mucorales, Mucoraceae. The transcript has 11 exons.